Messenger RNA from Austrofundulus limnaeus, 863 nucleotides. RefSeq names its product homeobox protein engrailed-2b. Lineage: Eukaryota; Metazoa; Chordata; Actinopteri; Cyprinodontiformes; Rivulidae. Gene Ontology annotation, cellular component: nucleus. The record is from RefSeq and is a predicted model, not a curated record. Gene Ontology annotation, biological process: neuron differentiation; regulation of transcription by RNA polymerase II. Gene Ontology annotation, molecular function: DNA-binding transcription factor activity, RNA polymerase II-specific; RNA polymerase II cis-regulatory region sequence-specific DNA binding.
CAAUCAGAAAUAAGAACCAAAAUGUUGAGUGAAAAGAUUUGAGCGCUGGAUUUAUCAGGACCGUUUAGUUCUGCUGGAGGAGGACUGGUUCUGUUCAGGGACCCAAACGAACCAGAACCUGUGGGUCUUUUUUUUUUUUUUUAAUAUAAAAUGUUUUCCAUCAGGUCUGACCUGACUGCAGGGAGCAGAACCGGGUCAGGUGUUCUCAACAUGUUCUGAGUCCAAACUGAAGCAUGAUUGUUCUUUGUCAGACCCAGUCCAGGUUCCGUUCCUCAGCUCGACCGGACCAGCAGCACCGAACCGACGCUCUGCUUCGUUCAAGUCCAACAUUCUGGUUCGGGACUUUUUUCUGCACCUGAAAAAGCCCAUCCGAACCCUGGGAUUAAGACCUGGACCAAACAGGACUGAGACUUCAUCAGCAUGGAGAAACAUGUUGGCCCAGACUCAGAGCGGCCCCAGAACCAGAACCGGGCCAUCCUCCCCCUGCUGCAGCCCCCGGACCUGCAGCAGUCCAACAUCACCAACUUCUGCAUCGACAACAUCCUCAGGCCGGACUUCGGCCUCAGGCGCAAGGACCGGACUCCGGUUCGGGACGGGUUCGGGUUCGGUCUGGUGAUGAGAAGCAGUGAACGGACCGGGAGAAAACCGUCCAAAACCGGGUCUUCCCAGGACCGAGGCUCGGGAGCAGAUGCGGACCCCAGAGGGUCGGAGGGCAAGAGUCCGGACCCGGAGGCCCGGAGGCCCGAGGUCCGGGAGGGAGACCGAGACCGGAGCCCCGAGGCCGGAGGGGCCCCGGCGGCCCGGGGCCUGCUGUGGCCCGCCUGGGUCUACUGCACCCGGUACUCCGACCGUCCAUCUGCAGG